CUGAAACAUCGCGAUACUUCAUUCUUUCAUCACGGCAGCAGCUUAGCUUAGCCAUCAACUCCGCAUGAAGAGAAACUAAGAGAGCCUCAAGAGUUUCUACUCCUUGUUCCAGCAGAGAGAAGAGGAGUCCCCCUUCCCUUUUGCACAAACUGACAUUCCCCCGUCCUCUAAAAACCAAACACCUUUUUGCCGCCGGCGUCGCUCUUGAUCUCGACUGCGCUUUGUGGCGUCAUGUCUCAGAACUCGCAGUCGGACGGCAGUCAGAAACACUUUGCGGCAGGGCGGGGGCUGCUGGCUGCCGCCGAGACCUUGAACUACAGUAUGAGCGAGCAGCGAUCCAAUCGGCAGAUGGGGGGGCUGUCCUCAGGGGUGGGAGGUGGUGGCAUCAUGGAGAACCAGGAGGGCGGCGGCUCCCAGAUGUUGCGUCGCGGCGGCCAUUUCGGCAACACGGUGAAGCUGUUCGCCAGUCUGGGUCUGUCCCCCUCCGACAUGGACGCUCUGGCUGAGAUCCCCGAGGAGGACAUCAGUGUGGAGACCCUCCCCCGCAUCCUCAUGCAGCUCAAGAGCCGCAAAGGGGACUGCGGAGAGCGGCGGGCGGCCAUGACUUCAGACGCCGGUUACCGAGGAGGCGGCUGGGAGGGGAGGAUGGGUUCUUCUUCUGUGGGUUCUUCACGGCCCUCUGCAGACUUUGGGUUCGGCUCACUGCAGGACUCCAGCCAGGGCUUUGGGUUGAACUUCAGCGGCGGAAGAGAAAGGCCGUUCUCAGAUCUUUCCGACCGAGGUUCCUACAGUGGCUUGACCCCGUCGGACCCCGCCUUCCUGCAGCAGAGGAUGGGCCCGCCGUCAAACGGGAAGAUCCAAGACUUCUUGGGAUCCAUGCCCAACAUGUUCCCCCAAGUGUGCUCUCUUUGUGACUUUGACGUUCACUCUGCCAUGGAGUGGAGCCAGCACACUAACGGACUUCGACAUGAUGAAAACCGCCGGCAGCUGCUCAACAUGUAUCCAGACUGGGACCCUGGUAUGUCCUCAGGCAGAAGUGAUGGGGGUCUCCUGUGCGGCCCCAACAUGUCCGAAGGGCUGCUGGGAGCUGCACCCAUGUCCUCGUCACAGACAGCGGGGGAGAUGUCCUCCAGCUGGGCAGGAGGAGGAGGAGGUACCGCUCUGUCAGGAAAGAACCCGCUGCCGCAGAAUAAGCUGAGGAGCAGGGUGGUGGUGGUGAAGUACGACAGGAAGCCGCUCAGCAACAAUACUCUGUUUGCCUUCACCAAGCCCUUCGGACGCCUGAGGGAACACCUGGUGCUCAACAACAAGGCCUUCUUGGAGAUGGACAGCCACGAGGAGGCACUGGACAUGGUGAACUACUACCAGCAGCACCAUGCCAACCUCUACGGGAAACCCAUCACCUUCUACCUGUCCCGCAGGCUGCUGGUCAUCGAGAAAAACAACCGAGGUUCAGACAGGUCCAUGGACCGCUCGAUGGACCGCUCGAUGGACCGCUCGAUGGACCGCUCGAUGGACCGCUCGAUGGACCGCUCGAUGGACCGCCCGAUGGACCGCCCGAUGGACCGCCCGAUGGACCGCCCGAUGGACCGGCCUGUGAGGCAGGUCAAAGGUCACGACAGUCAGGUGGUCUUCUUCUCCAACAUGCCCAGAGACGAGGAGGAUAAGAAGGAGCUGCUGGUCGUCGCGGCACGGUUCGGAGUGGUGGAGAAACACCUGUUCCUCACCGACCAGGCGUUUGUGCAGCUGGGGACUCCGGAGGACGCGGAGAUGCUGGUGAAAUAUUACAACGUUCACGCUCUCACCAUCAAGGGCCGACCGAUCCGCCUGAACAUCUGCACCAAGUACAAGACCCUCAAUGUGAACAAGAAACUGGGAGGAGGCGCUCGAGGCCCGAGGACAGGGGGACCAAACGCCUCCUCCUCCAGAGCUUCCUCAAACCCACCCAGAACCUCCUCCUCCUCCAGGUCCAGCUCCAGUUCGAGGAGCCGGGAGGAGAGGAGGAGGGGGGAGGGAAGGAAGGCUGAGGAGGAGCAGCGGAUGGCAGGGGAAGAGGGGGAGGCGGUUUCAGGAGUCAUGGAGGGGGAGGAGGAAGAGGAGAAGGAGAAUGGAGCUGUGGAUAAGCAGGAGGGAGAGGCAACAGUGAUGGGAACUAUGAAGGAGGAGGUCCAACAGGAGGAGGUCCAGCAGGAGGAGGAGGAGGUCCAACAGGAGGAGGUCCAGCAGGAGGAGGUCCAACAGGAGGUUCCUGAUGGUGGUGAUGUCACCGAUGAUGACACAUCCGUCAAGGUGGGCGGAGCUACAUGUGACAUCAAACAGGAGGCGGAGUCAGAGGCGGCGCCAGAACCUGAAGUCUCUGCUGAAGACCCGAACACCGAACCAGCCGAAAGCUCGGAGAACCCGGAGGGAGAACCGCCCGCAGACAGCUUGGAGGAGGACUUCCUGGAGAACAUGGACGACUUUGUGACGUUGGACGAGCUGCAGGAGGAGGAAGAGGAGGAAGAAGAGGAAGAGGAGGAGGACAACAUCGACAACACCAGGAAAGGGGGGAUGAGGGUUGUGAACAUCGUGGGCUUCAGACGAGGAUAUAAAUUCAUGAACGAUCUGCUGGCCCUCGCCCAGCCAUUCGGGAAGGUGGUGAAACACCUGGUGCUGGACCUCCGACCCGAGGCGUACCUUCAGUUUGCCACAGAGGAGGAGGCUCGGGCGAUGGCCUCGUUCUACAGCUGCAACGUGCUGGCAUCGGUCUGCGGCCGGCCAGUGAGGAUCAGCCAUUCCACCAGCUACCCCACCAUCCAGUGUGGAUCCAGUAAGGUGGUGUACCUCGGUCAGAUCCCAAACAGCAAAUACUCAGACGGUGACAUCCUGAAACUGGCCGAGCCGUACGGAAGGGUCCGGAAGUAUUUCCUCAACCGGCUCAAGAGAGAGUGCUUCGUGGAGAUGGAGAAGGCGGAGGAAGCGGAAAGAAUGGCCGAAGACUGCAAAGAGAAUCCUCCGAAGUUCAACGGGAAGCGACUCACCGUCUACGUCAGCAGGAAGUACCGGCAGCUCAAACACGGACAUCAGUGUCCCAACCGAGGCAAGAGGGAGUGCAGCGGCUCCUCCCCUAAACCCUCCAGAAGUCCUGAAGAACCUGCAGGCAAAAGAUCUAAAGAGGCGGAACAGGAGGAACUGAUGGAAGAGCAAGAGGAGAAACAGGAGGAGAAACAGGAGGAGAAACAGGAGGAGAAACAGGAGGAGAAACAGGAGGAGAAACGGAGGGAGGAAGAGGAGAAGAAAGAGGAGAAGAGCUGUGAAGACGAGACGAAAGAAGAAACCCCGGCGGAAAAAACCCCUGAGGUUUCUGAUCCGGACCCGGAGAGCUGCCAGGAGCAGGAGGUGCAGCAGGUGCAGCAGGUGACGGACACAUCGACCAAAGCCCCGCCCCCGGCUGAAGUCGGACCAAUCACAGCGACCCUGCCGCUGCCCCCCCACGACCCCGACACCCCCAUCGGCGUGGAGCACGUGAAGAUGGGUUACUACUGUCGCGUCUGCUUCCUGUUUUACUCCAACGAGGAGACGGCCAAGAAGACGCACUGCAGCAGCCGAGCGCACUACGACAAGCUGCAGAAACAUCUGGAGAAGGAGCAGAGCAAAGCGGAGAAGAAGAAAGGGAAGAAGGCGGCGUCGUAGAAAAAUACAACCUUUACUUUAUAUUUCAGAUUCUGCUCAUAAAUCUGACUCGCAUGUCUGAGCAGUCUGUGUGAUUACGAACAGCUGAUAUUUUAACCGUGUGUUAAUAAAACGUGCUGCUUUUCUUUGUAGUUCAACAUUUUGGGUUAGCUUAGCUUAGUAUAAUGACUGUAAACAUAUGGAAACUGUUAGCAUGGUUUGGGGUGGAGGUAGCUUGAAUCCUGGCUGUAAUUCUCGACAGAAAGUAGUCCCACCGUGUUCAGACUUCACUAACGCCAGUAUUUCAUGCCUCAGUCUCUCUUGGAGCUGUAAUGUUUUUGGAUGUUUUCUUUAAUAAACCAGUCGAACAAAAA
This is a messenger RNA of Eleginops maclovinus (Patagonian blennie), 4025 nucleotides long. It is a transcript of the gene matr3l1.2, whose product is annotated as matrin 3-like 1.2. Gene Ontology annotation, cellular component: nucleus. NCBI's taxonomy places the organism in Eukaryota, Metazoa, Chordata, Actinopteri, Perciformes, Eleginopidae. The record is from RefSeq and is a predicted model, not a curated record. The transcript is spliced from 23 exons. Gene Ontology annotation, molecular function: zinc ion binding; RNA binding. The coding region runs from base 232 to 3672 and encodes 1146 amino acids.